This is a messenger RNA of Penaeus monodon (black tiger shrimp), 323 nucleotides long. Its product is annotated as diacylglycerol lipase-alpha-like. Lineage: Eukaryota; Metazoa; Arthropoda; Malacostraca; Decapoda; Penaeidae. The coding region runs from base 3 to 323 and encodes 106 amino acids. The record is from RefSeq and is a predicted model, not a curated record. Gene Ontology annotation, cellular component: dendrite membrane; postsynaptic membrane. The transcript is spliced from 3 exons.
UGAUGGCGCCUUCAGAAGGGAUGGACCUCGUCUACGUCACUUACCAUGUAGAUGUCGGCGAGACGCCGUUCUUCGUUGCCCUGGACCAUCGCCGGAGGGCCAUCGUUAUUAGCAUCCGAGGCACUUUGUCUAUGAAAGAUGUGAUCACGGACCUGAACGCCGAGAGUGAGCCUCUGCCUAUGGACACUAUCAAGGAUGAUUGGCUGGGACACAAGGGCAUGGUGUCUGCUGCAGAGUAUAUCCGGCGCAAGUUGAGGGAGGAUGACAUCUUAAACCGCGCCUUCCGCUUCGACACAACUAGGGGGACGCAGCUGUAUGAUUAG